Molecule: messenger RNA, 1020 nt
Organism: Pipistrellus nathusii (Nathusius's pipistrelle)
Lineage: Eukaryota; Metazoa; Chordata; Mammalia; Chiroptera; Vespertilionidae
Source: the annotation of a GenBank genome assembly
AUGGCGAGGGCGAGGCCACUGCCCGGACUUCGUCGAAUCCCCCGGCUCUCAGACGAAGUGGUGAUUUCUUCAGCAAACACACCUCUUAGCAGAAGCUGGCUAAAACCAUCCUGGAAUUUUAAAUUUCCCAAUAUCAAAGAUGCAGUGAAACUUUGGACAAGUAGAGGAUGGUUUAUAUACCACUGGUGCCAGAACUGCAUAGCCCAGAGUUUAGAAGUAUUGAAAAACGUCAUCUUUCCUUCCCGUUUCUGCCACCAAGAACUUCAUAGUUUAAAACAACAGUUUUGCGUUUUGGAAAGUGAACUAUGCAAGCUCAAAGAAGCACUGAAGACUGUCACAGAAAAUUCUUCCUGUCCAAGUUGUGGUCAUCCCUGUUACAUGAAUGGUAAACUUCCAACAAUGCCAGCCUGUGCUCUAACCACCCCUGGAGAAUCCGGAGCUGUACUUCCUGCCACACCAGCAGGCCAUCUUCCUCCUGCACCCCCACCUCCACCCCCUCCACCUCCUCCACCUCUGCCUCCCCCUCCACCACCCACAAUACCUUUGCUGCUCAGAAAAUCCAAUCUCACCAAAGCACUUCAGCCUGGACCAUUGAAAAAAGAUGGACCCAUGCAGAUAACAGUUAAAGACCUAAUGACUGUGAAAUUAAAGAAAACUCAGAGUUUUGAUGAAAGGAAAAAGCUUGUUCCAUCAUCAGAGAUACGGAAUCCACUAGUUACUGUCUCUGACCUGCAGCGUCUUACCCUGAAGCCCAACUCCAAAGCAUUAUCAACUCGAGUUACAAAUGUCUUAAUUAAUCCUGGUAAAAGUCAGAUAGACCUGCGGAAACUACUUAGAAAAGUCGAUGUAGAGAGGAGCCCAGGUGGGACCCCUCUUACCAAUAAAGAAAAUAUGGAAACAGGAACUGGGCUGACCCCAGUAAUGACCCGAGCCUUAAGGAGAAAGUUUCAGCUGGCUCACCCUAGAAGCCCAACUCAAACUCUGCCACUUUCUACAAGCAACUUUGAUGAACAAAACUGA